AUAACCUCUUGCGCAGGGACCCCAGAAAAAGUAAAUCAGUAGAAGAAAAAAGAUCUCAAAAAAAGCUUAGGAAGAAAGAAAAAUGGCGGAUCAGCUGACCGAUGACCAGAUCUCAGAGUUCAAGGAAGCCUUUAGCCUCUUCGAUAAGGAUGGAGAUGGUUGCAUCACCACCAAGGAGCUCGGGACCGUGAUGAGGUCUCUGGGGCAAAACCCGACAGAAGCCGAGCUCCAAGACAUGAUCAACGAAGUCGAUGCUGACGGGAACGGUACCAUUGACUUCCCUGAGUUUCUGAACCUGAUGGCGAGGAAGAUGAAGGACACUGACUCAGAGGAAGAGCUCAAGGAAGCGUUCAGGGUUUUCGACAAAGACCAGAACGGUUUCAUCUCUGCUGCUGAGCUUCGACACGUGAUGACUAACCUCGGGGAGAAGCUGACCGACGAGGAGGUUGAUGAGAUGAUCCGUGAAGCUGAUGUUGAUGGCGAUGGUCAGAUCAACUAUGAUGAGUUCGUCAAAGUCAUGAUGGCUAAGUGAGACAGAAUCUUAUCAAAACGAUUUAUGAUGUCUGCGACAUGUUUUCGCUUUCUUUCCGGUCUGUUAUUUGUGUUUUGCUUUUGGUUAGUGUUAUGUGAAGUAUGAACUCAUGGUUUGCAUUAUCCUUUGACAAUUUGAUGUUCUCUCGUUUUUAUUAUUUGUUUUCAUCUCCGUUGUUA
Molecule: messenger RNA, 711 nt
Organism: Raphanus sativus (radish)
Lineage: Eukaryota; Viridiplantae; Streptophyta; Magnoliopsida; Brassicales; Brassicaceae
Product: calmodulin
Exons: 2
Coding region: 83-532 (149 amino acids)
Molecular function (GO): enzyme regulator activity; calcium ion binding
Source: RefSeq, a predicted model, not a curated record